UCAAAUAACUAGUUUUUUGUUAGAAUCUUUAAAGGAUCAAAAAAACUCAACAACAAAAUAGAAACUAACAAACAAAUAACAAUGGACAGUCUAUAAACAGGCAACGUCUCUGGUAGUGUUUGACUUAACCUAAACGAAACGAUUUCAAAUCGUUGACUUUGGUUUAACAAAAACAUAAAAAAAUUAUGGCUUCAGGACUCGACACUUUUGUAAACCAUACCGUAUCAAUUAUAACAUCAGAUGGCCGUAAUUUUAUCGGCACAUUGAAAGGCUUUGACCAAACCAUAAAUAUAAUUCUUGAUGAGUCACAUGAAAGGGUCUAUUCCACAACUACAGGAGUUGAACAAGUUAUGCUAGGCCUGCACAUUAUUCGAGGCGACAAUGUGGCAAUCGUAGGAUUAAUUGAUGAAGAAGUAGACAAUAGACUAAAUCUAGCUAGUAUUAAGGCUGAACCAUUAAAUGCUGUGGUACAUUAAUUAAAUAAGUUAACUUGCAAGAUGUUUUUAUAUUGUAAAUUUCCAAAAUAA
Molecule: messenger RNA, 527 nt
Organism: Aethina tumida (small hive beetle)
Lineage: Eukaryota; Metazoa; Arthropoda; Insecta; Coleoptera; Nitidulidae
Product: U6 snRNA-associated Sm-like protein LSm8
Exons: 4
Coding region: 186-476 (96 amino acids)
Biological process (GO): mRNA splicing, via spliceosome
Cellular component (GO): U4/U6 x U5 tri-snRNP complex; precatalytic spliceosome; U6 snRNP
Molecular function (GO): RNA binding
Source: RefSeq, a predicted model, not a curated record